AUGGUUUAUCUAGGCCUCUCAGGUAAAGGCCUGUUGGUAGCCAUUACCUGCUCCUCAGGAAUGGGCUUCAUCAUCUUCGGAUAUGAUGACGGAGUAAUUGGUGGCUUACUCACAGCGACCGCAUUCAAAGAAACUUUCAAUCUCAGUUCCUCGAUGGAAGGCACAGUGACAGCACUUUUCGUGAUCGGCUGCCUAGUUGGAUGUCUAUGCACAAGUUUCAGUGGCGGACGCUGGGGUCGAUUACAGAUAGCCCAGGUCGGAUCUGCUGUCCUCAGCAUCGGCGCUAUCAUUCAAGCAUCUAGCUACACAGUAGCUCAGCUGAUAGUUGGUCGAAUGGUCGCUGGGCUGGGACUUGGUUUAAUCACCAGUAAUAUAGCUGUGUGGCAGUCUGAAACUUCAUCAAGAGAGAUCAGAGGUACACUGGUCGCCAUUUCUCUGAGCUUUCUCAUCUUGGGACAGGUAUUGGCGUAUUGGAUUGAUUAUGCCAUGUCGCAGUAUAUCACGACGGUAUCUUGGAGGUUUCCAAUGGCUUUCCAGGCAUUUCUUGGGAUUCUGCUUAAUGUCAUGCUAUUCUUUAUGCCUGAGUCUCCUCGAUGGCUCUUUCAGCAUGACCGGCACCAGGAAGGAAUUGAAGUUCUUCGUCGCCUGCGAUCUUCAAAUGGUCAAGUGGAUGAAGUGGCUUUGGCCACUACCGUGGCAGAGAUUCAAGAUGCUCUGGCACUCGAAAGCGAACAAAAAGGCUGGAUGGAUCUUCUCCGAGAUGACCAUAUCCGCUCCCGUCGGCGAGUUGCUUUGGCCUGUCUCUUGAAUGCCUGUCAGGCCUGGAGCGGAAGUACACCGAUUAGUUAUUACACUACCGUCAUCUUUGAGGACUCCGUGGGUUUUGGUCAACAUUUUGCUUUGUUGAUGUCUGGGUUUCUCCAAAUCUGGUUUCUUAUCGCUUCGUUUGGCACUUGGUAUAGCAUUGAAAAAUUCGGACGCCGACGGUCCUUCAUCAUCUCUGCCAUCGGUAUGGCCGCUGUCAUGGCGAUCAUGGCGGCUAUGUUGGCAAUCGAUACACAAGUUUCCGGGAUUGUUGCCGCAGUCAUGCUGUUUGCCUACCAAUCUUUCUUUACCUGGGGUUUUAUGGGUGGUAUUUGGUGUUACGGCCCGGAGAUUUUACCUCUCGCCCAUCGGUCGAAGGGGGUCGGUCUGGCCAACGCAUUUCUUUGGCUGUCAACAUUUGUGGUAAUCGAAGUGGUUCCCGUGGCAAUUGACAACAUUGGGUGGCGAACAUACAUCAUCUUCGCAUCUUUUAAUCUCGCGUUUGUCCCAAUGAUAUAUUUCUUGUAUCCGGAGACUGCAGGCUUCAGUCUGGAGGCGGUGGAUCUGACAUUCAUGGAUCCAAACACUUCCCCGGUGAAAAAAGCAGAUGAACUUUGGAAGCUGAUCCGCCAAGGUCAUGAUGUGACUUUGACCAACCAGGUCAAUCAGAAGAAAGACGAUGACCGGGUAGACCAUGUUGAGGUCGCGUGA
Molecule: messenger RNA, 1515 nt
Organism: Penicillium pulvis
Lineage: Eukaryota; Fungi; Ascomycota; Eurotiomycetes; Eurotiales; Aspergillaceae
Exons: 5
Coding region: 1-1515 (504 amino acids)
Biological process (GO): transmembrane transport; carbohydrate transport
Cellular component (GO): membrane
Molecular function (GO): carbohydrate:proton symporter activity
Source: RefSeq, a predicted model, not a curated record